CCAGCUAUCCCUGGAUAUUCUAUUCCGACCGCCAACAGUCCUCCAAGUCUUGAUCUCUUGACGGCUGUGCGAUAUCUGAAAAAUCUAGACCUGUUUCUCAGGUCACUUGUCAUUGUACACGCUCACGAGAAAAGUGAUGAUGCCACAGGGGUUACGAAUGCACGAUAG
Molecule: messenger RNA, 168 nt
Organism: Blumeria graminis f. sp. triticale
Lineage: Eukaryota; Fungi; Ascomycota; Leotiomycetes; Helotiales; Erysiphaceae
Source: the annotation of a GenBank genome assembly